AUGGCGUCCAGAGUUUCACCAUUCGAUUUGUCGAAAUGUGCCCGACCUAAUAUCCUGCAAUUGCAGCCUUAUCGCUGCGCCAGAGAUGACUACAAAGAUGAUGGCACGAACGUCCUUCUGGACGCCAACGAGAAUGCCUACGGCCCGUCUCUAGCAUGGAGCAAGGAGGAUGCCCUGCAAUGCCCCCAGCCCGAGAUUGACUUCCUGGGCCUGAACCGAUACCCCGAUCCUCACCAAAUUGAACUUAAGCAGCUUUUCUGCAACCUCCGCAAUACCCACCACCACACACAAAAGACCCUGAAGCCUGAGAGCCUGUUUGUGGGUGUCGGAUCCGAUGAGGCUAUCGAUGCGAUGCUCCGGUGCUUCUGCGCACCAGGGAAGGAUAAGAUUCUCACCUGCCCACCGACCUACGGGAUGUACAGUGUGAGCGCCCAGAUCAACGACGUUGACAUCGUCAAGGUGCCGCUAGAUGUGGAAAACGGAUUCCAGCUGCAGGUCGACAAGAUCAACGAGACACUAUCCGCUGACCCAUCCAUCAAACUCGUGUAUAUCUGCUCUCCCGGCAACCCGACCGCCAACCUGAUCCGCAAGGACGACAUCCGCAAGGUACUGGAGCACCCCACAUGGAACGGCGUGGUGAUCGUGGAUGAAGCAUACAUCGAUUUCGCCGAGGAGGGCGCCAGUCUGGCCGAGUGGGUCACCGAGUGGCCCAACCUCGCCGUCAUGCAAACUCUCAGCAAGGCAUUCGGUCUUGCAGGUAUUCGUCUAGGCGUUGCGUAUACCAGUCCCGAGAUCGCGCGGUUAUUGAACAGCCUGAAGGCCCCUUACAAUAUCUCCAGCCCGACCAGCGCACUUGCGACCGCCGCCUUGACUGAACCCAAUCUGGCAGUGAUGCACCAGUACCGUGACCAGAUCGUCGCGCAGCGCGACCGUCUGCUCCGUGAGUUGCCGCAGAUUUCCGGGGUUGGCCGGUUCCUGGGUGGCACAGACUCGAAUUUCUUGUUGGUGGAGAUUUUGGAUGCGGCCGGGAAACCGAGCAACGUGACUGCGCUGGCGGCGUAUGAGGCGUUGGCGGAGAAGCGUGGAGUUGUGGUGCGGUUCCGCGGUAAAGAGCAUGGCUGCGAGGGCUGUCUUCGUAUCACCGUUGGUACUGAGAACGAGGUGACCAAGUUCCUGCAGGAGCUGCGGGCUGUUCUGGAUAAUUUACUUGCGGGAUCUGGCGUCCAGUCGCUUCGGGACGAGGCGAAACGGGAGGAUGCGGCGGCUGCGGUGGUUGCGUAA
This is a messenger RNA of Penicillium longicatenatum, 1281 nucleotides long. Its product is annotated as histidinol-phosphate transaminase. Lineage: Eukaryota; Fungi; Ascomycota; Eurotiomycetes; Eurotiales; Aspergillaceae. Gene Ontology annotation, biological process: L-histidine biosynthetic process. The coding region runs from base 1 to 1281 and encodes 426 amino acids. Gene Ontology annotation, molecular function: pyridoxal phosphate binding; L-histidinol-phosphate:2-oxoglutarate transaminase activity. The transcript has 3 exons. The record is from RefSeq and is a predicted model, not a curated record.